Molecule: messenger RNA, 2852 nt
Organism: Peromyscus leucopus (white-footed mouse)
Lineage: Eukaryota; Metazoa; Chordata; Mammalia; Rodentia; Cricetidae
Product: transmembrane protease serine 11A
Exons: 9
Coding region: 82-1302 (406 amino acids)
Biological process (GO): proteolysis
Molecular function (GO): serine-type endopeptidase activity
Source: RefSeq, a predicted model, not a curated record
UAACACAUGUAGGGAUGCCAUAGAGUUGAUUGGGAAUUCCAGUUUAGUUGGUGAUACCUGCAAGAUCCCUUCCUCCCAUUCAUGAUGUACCUGCAUCGAGUGGCAGGAUGUGGCACUCACAGCAGAGAUCUGAAACCAUGGAUAACUGCCCUUCUCACGAUGCUCUCCCUGAUGAUGGUGGCAGUGACCAUUGGACUUCUGGCUCACAUCUUAGUCUCUGGCCAGAGAAUGGAAUAUUAUCAAGGGACCAUUACAAUUUCAGAUAUUCAAGCCAUUAGCAAUUCAGGACGAAAGAGCUCAAAUGAACUGAAGGACUUACAGAAGGUGAAUGAAAAUUUGGCAGAUGAAAUAUUUAUAGAUUCAGCCUUGAAAAAGCGCCACGUCCAAAACCACAUAGCCAGACUAACUCCAGAAGAAGAUGAUGCCAAAGCAGAUAUUGUUAUGGUGCUCCAGUCCCCCUCUACUGGGCAAAGGACCAUGGGAGUAAAGAACCACAGCAUCUUAAAUCAUAGGAUAAGGAACCCGAGAGCCUUGCCAGCUGGUGUCUCAUUAGUUCAAGUAAAAGAUUGUGGCAAACGAGCUAUCCCAUUAAUUGCAAACAGAAUAGUAUCUGGAAACCCUGCAGCUAGGGGUGCCUGGCCUUGGCAAGUUUCUCUUCAGCGCAGCAACAUCCAUCAGUGUGGGGGCACCUUGAUUGGUAACAUGUGGGUUGUCACUGCAGCACACUGUUUUAGAACUAAUGCAAACCCGCGUCAAUGGACUCUUAGCUUUGGAACAACAAUAAACCCUCCCUUAAUGAAAAGAGAUGUCCGAAGAAUUAUUAUGCACGAGAGGUAUCGGCCCCCAGCAAGAGACCAUGACAUUGCUCUUGUGCAGUUUUCUCCAAAAGUCACCUAUUCAGAUGAAGUACGCCGAAUUUGUUUGCCAGAAGCCUCUGCAUCAUUUCCCCCAAAUUCAACUUUCUUCAUCACAGGAUUUGGAGCACUUUACUAUACUGGGGAAUCCCAAAAUGAGCUCCGAGAAGCACGUGUAGAGCUCAUAAGCAAUGAUGUCUGCAAACAACCGCAGGUGUAUGGCAACGACAUAAAGCGUGGGAUGUUCUGUGCCGGAUAUCUGGAAGGAAAGUACGAUGCCUGCAGGGGUGACUCUGGGGGACCAUUAGUUGUAAAAGACAAUAAAGACACAUGGUAUCUCCUUGGAAUUGUGAGUUGGGGAGAUAAUUGUGGUCAAAAGAACAAACCUGGAGUCUACACACAAGUGACUUAUUACCGACACUGGAUUGCUUCAAGAACGGGUCUCUAAGUUGCUACAGAUACUAAACAAAACAGCAGCAUGCAGGUCAUAUGUAUAUAAUGGUUCAGACAUUCAUUGGGUGGCAUUGGUACAAUGAAGAAAGAUUAAAUAACUGGACCUAGCAACAUGGAAUGUGUGACUUAUUUCAGAAUCACUUACUUGUGAAGUAAUGGGUUAUUUUAUCAUUGAGAAAAUGCAGCAAAGGUAUUCAUAGCUUUAAACCAAGUAAAUUGGAUUGUACACAAGAUGCAUUGUUUAGUUUUGAAGAUAGCCUGGAAGACUUUUAGAGUGUGUUUUUUCCUGGGUGCUCCCUCAAAAUGGUGAAAACCAUUUUGAAUUCUCAGAAGUCUCAAGGUGCUUGAACAAUUACCUGUGAUAUCCAGAGCUCACAAACAUCUUUUAGUCCUCUUUACUUUCCUUCUAUAUUUUCAUAAGUUUUCCAUUACAGGAAAUAAGUUUGCUACUUCUAAGUGCAUAUAAGAGAAUUGUAUGAAAGAUUAUAUGGAGUCAUCAAAGUUUGGUGGCAAACUAAAGCAAAGGCGAUCUAACCUCUGCAGGGAAACUUUUCUGAUUUUUCUAUGAUUUAAACACACACACACCCAUGUGAACAACGGUCACAUCACCACCCCAUGGCAUAGAUAUAUGUAAGAGAAUUAGUGAUUAAUGUCUUAUAUAAAGUAAUUGUUUAAUCAAUGUGUAACUUUUGUCAUGAAAAAUUGAGAGGGGAUGAUAACUUUGUGAGCUUUCUGUCCCAGAAUAUGUGUACAAGAAUUUGACAUUUCUAAUGUGCAUUUACAUAUUUUGGUCACCAGAGGGAGAUUUUGCCCAGUAUUGUCUUAGGUCAAAUGCCGGAACACAACUGAGAUUUUAACAUGGAGAAAAACAAAAAACCAUUUUGUUUCUUCAGGGAACAGAAAUUUUUGUUGUCUUUAUUUCUACCACCAAGUUCCUCCUAAGGCUCAUGCUUGGAAUAUUAUAUAUAUAUAUCCUCCCUAAAACAAACAAGCAAGCAAACAAACAAAAACCCAUGCAGGCAUCCAGAGAGUGAGGCCUCAGCGCCCAUAAUAAAAUUAAAUAAGGCUUUGUUGGAAUAUUUCUUGGUUUGUGAGAUAUCUGGGUUUGCAAGCCAAGAUAUAUAAACAGCUUGACAAAAAUAUUUGCUAUUUGCAUCUUUAACUGUCAAAUUCACAUGUUCCCUUUCCUUAAAAAGUUUGGGCUGUUGUAUCCAAUGAGACCCAUUAUAUUUUUCACUAAGUGUUAUUGUUUUGAACUAGGAAACUUACUGCAAUCAUUUUAAAUAAUUCUCUCAGGCAGCUGGCUGUCAAUGAUCUCAAUUCAAAGUAAAGUCGCUACUUCAUAUAUAUAAAAAUACCCAUGUCCACAUAAAAUUUCUGUAUUAUAGUGGUGAGUUAUGAUUUUGCUUCUAAUGCUAAGAUUCAGAAAGUGGUUGUAGAGUUAGUUGUAAAUGAUGUGCUCUAAACUGUCUUCUGCAGCAUUUCAUUUGGGGCUGUAUGGGAAAAAAUACUGUUUUAUCAUUUUAAAUCUAAUAAAGUUGGUGA